GUUAUUACCGGGGAGAGCUGCUGGACUGAGCGGCAGGACCGUGGCUCCGGUGCAAUGACAGCAUCCAAAGACCCGACCAAGAAGAAACCGAAAGAGGGGCAACAGGAUGAGGAGUUUGUGGACGUCAGCCCACCGCAGAGGAACUGGAAGGGAAUCGCCAUCUCUCUGCUGGUGAUCGUGGUGGUCUGCUCGCUCAUCACCAUGUCUGUGGUCGUCCUCACACCCGUGGAGAUCCCUGACAACAGCAGGUCCAGGCUGACUGUGGCUGAUCUGUACAAACCGGAGUUCAGCGUUCACGACCCCGAGGCCGCUUGGAUCAGCGAUUCAGAGGUGGUGUACAGGAACCACGACGGACACGUCAUCAAGUUUAACUUCGCCUUGAACGAGACGGAAGUCAUUCUGAGCAACAGCACGUUUGUGGCUUUCAAGGUGGCAAAGUACUCGCUCUCGGCGGAUCUGAAGUACGUGCUCUUCGCUUACGAUGUCAAACAGGUGUACAGAUAUUCCUACACAGCGUCUUACAUCGUUUACAACAUCUACACGAGGGAGGUAUGGGAGCUAAACCCGCCAGAGGUUCACAACGCAGUGCUCCAACAUGCAGCUUGGGGAAGACAAGGACAACAACUGAUCUACAUAUUCGAGAAUAACAUCUACUACCAGUCAGAUGUGAGGAGUAACUCUCUGAGAAUCACCUCCUCUGGGAUGGAGGGAGUCAUCUUCAACGGACUUGCAGACUGGUUGUACGAAGAGGAGAUUCUGCAUUCACAUUUGGCUCACUGGUGGUCGCCUGACGGAGAGAAACUGGCGUUCCUCACCAUCAACGACACCCUGGUGCCCAACAUGGUUCUGCCCCAGUUCACCGGCAACACCUACCCCAAAGGACUACAGUACCCAUAUCCUGUGGCCGGUCAGACGAACCCUGCCGUCAGGUUGUCGGUGGUCAACCUGUUCGGAGCGACGCACACUCAAGAGCUGCAGCCUCCGGAUCAGCUCAGGCUCAGGGAUUUCUAUGUCACCAUGGUGAAGUGGAUCAGUAAUACUCACCUCGUGGUGCGGUGGCUCAACCGGCCCCAGAAUGCUUCACUGCUGACGGUGUGUGACGCCACCCUAGGACUGUGUCUUCAGAGACACGAGGACUCCUCAGACUCAUGGCUCUCCAGACAGGGACAGGAGCCGCUGUUCUCCAAGGACAGGAGCAGGUUUUUCCUCACUCUGCCCGUGAAACAAGGAGGUCAGGGAGAUUUUCACCACAUCACAAUGUUCACCAGAAAGUUGCGAAGUGAGCAGGACGAAGUUCGACACUUGACGUCAGGAGACUGGGAGGUGACCAAACUCGUAGCUUAUGAUGAAAACAACCAGAUCGUAUACUUUCUGAGCACAGAGGACUCAGCCCAACAGAGACAUCUAUACAGUGUGUCCACGCUCGGCCUGUUUCCACGGCGAUGCCUCACUUGUGGACUGAAGGAGGAGUGUUCGUUCUUUGACGCCGACGUCAGCCCCGAUGCACGGCAUGCCAUCCUGCACUGUAAAGGUCCUGGAGUUCCAGCUGUGCUGCUUCUAUGUUUUGAUGACGUGUACUCGUAUUUCAUCCUGGAGAACAACCUCCCUCUGCGGUCUGUGCUGGAGACUAAAAAGACGACCCAGACGGAAAUACAGAUGAUUAAUAAUGACAACUUUGAGCUGCCUCUGAAGCUCAUCUAUCCUCCUGACUUCUCUGAGUCUUACCUCUACGGCCUCCUCCUUAUUGUCGGCGGUUCUCCAGGCGACCAGGUGGUGACAGAAGAGUUCAGGCUGGACUGGGACUGGGUGCUGGUGGGAUCGGAGCAGAUCAUCGUAGCGCGACUCGACGGCAGAGGGUCGGGGUUCAGAGGUCAAAGGGUUUUACAGCAGGUCCAUCAGGGGCUCGGCACGGUGGAUGCAGAGGACCAGAUAGCAGCUCUGGAGUACCUGGCGAAGCUGCCGUUCGUUGAUCGCACUCGAGUCGGGGUCUUCGGAGAGGACUACGGAGGCUACCUCACCCUCAUUAUGUUGAAGUCCACAGAGAAGCUGAUCAGAUGUGCUGCAGCUCAGGCUCCUAUCGUCGACUGGUCCAUGUACGCCUCUGCGUUCUCGGAGAGAUACCUCGGCUCACCUUCAACCGAGGAAAGCAAAUACCAAGCAUCCAAAGUCCUGCUCAACAUGAAAAGUCUGCACGAAGGAACUCUGUUUCUGGCUCACGGCACUGCUGACGCAAACGUUCACUUUCAGCACUCGGCAGAGCUCAUCAAACACUUAAUAAAGAUCGGAGCCAACUACACUAUGCAGAUCUACCCAGACGAGGGACACUUCCUGUCGAGGCGCAGCCGGAUUCAGCUGACUCACUCCCUAAUUAGUUAUUUCAGAGGAUGUCUGCUUGACACGUCGUCAUUACUCGACCAACAAAAACGGGACGACGAGUGAGAGAGGAAACGUGGUCAAAGCUGGACCGUGUUGGUGCCCCUGGUAGAAUGAGUGUGUGUGUGUGUGUGUGUUUUAUAUGUAGCACAACGUUUGAUGGACAAAACAAGCUUCUUCUCAACAUAUCAGAUAUAGUUUCUAUGGCUCAUCGCCUCAGUAGAACGAAGCUCCUACAGUCAGCUCUGUUGUUGAGUAGCAAUGCAAUGUUCACCUGUAGAAUGGAGAAAAUGGAAAGCAAAAUGUGGAGGAGGAGGAGGAGGAGGAGGAAGAGGAGGUGAUGUCUUUGAUAACCACGCACAGUUUCCGUUACAUGAUGGUGAAAUUAGCACAAAUCCUGCAACACAGGGUUAAAAAACUGUAUUUCUCUACAGCAUUUAAUAUGCAUGAGUAAAUCAGCAACAAUCAUUAAGUUUGGACAAAAAAAACACAUCCUUAUUAUCAAUCAGUUCAGCUUUAUUUGUACAACACCUUUCAUGGUUUAUCUGAGAGUUACAUAUACAGCGCUGCUUGAAAGUGUGUGAACCUCCUGAGCAUUUUUCUAUCGUUUUACCAUUUUUGUCAACUUUCGUAGGGGCAAAAGGCCGCGAACCUGGAGCUGCGUUGCUUAAAACGAGCAGGUUAACACAAUCAGCUGGCACAGAACUGAUGACUAAAUUAAUUGCAACAGCAAACAGCUUUAUAAUGAAGGACUGCAGAGUUGCAGAGAUGCACUGAACUAUAACUAUAAUCGUGAAUCAUAUCGCAAUAUCUGCUCAAAUAGUUGUGACCAUAUCGUGCAGCGCUAUCCGAGUAUACUCUACAUAUCAGAGGAGGUCUGGGGAGAGCUUUACACUAUGAGGAAGACUCCCGGUUCACAAACCUUUGAGCAGCACUGUAGAACUUCUGAGGAUGCACAACAGAGAAAAUACAUAAUGGAGGGAAGGGAUAAGCAAAUAAAGAUGAACCAUCAUCAGAUUCAAAUGUUGCUAAAUCCUAUCCAUAACAUCUGUUUUAAAAAGUACCAAAACAUGACAAAGUCUGACGUUAAGGACAUUUUUGUGGCAUUGUGUUUCUCUCUUCUGCCUCCAGGAAAACUUGUUUGUCACAUCAAGCGUUGUAUAUAUUUAUGUGGGUGCGGCUUUCCUGUUUUUUAAUUAUGGUUGCGGGUCUGUUAUUUAAUUAGACUGCAAUAGUGCUAAACAGAUGUACAGUACUUUACAGUUAUAGGAUCUUUUUUUUUAUUGUCUCCUUGUCGGUGUCAGUGUUUAAAAUGAGAUUUAUUUUAUUUAUUUAUUCAUAAAAGUAGCCAACCAACUUUUUUGACACAUAAUUAAACAGUGGUGGGG
Molecule: messenger RNA, 3761 nt
Organism: Morone saxatilis (striped sea-bass)
Lineage: Eukaryota; Metazoa; Chordata; Actinopteri; Moronidae
Product: inactive dipeptidyl peptidase 10-like
Exons: 27
Coding region: 55-2439 (794 amino acids)
Biological process (GO): proteolysis
Molecular function (GO): dipeptidyl-peptidase activity; serine-type peptidase activity
Source: RefSeq, a predicted model, not a curated record